AUAAUAACUCAUACGCCAAGCUGUAGAGCCACGUUGGAAGGGUUGAUGACUGAAUUGUAAACUUUGUAGUGACAGUAGUGAAACAUUGUUUAUAAGCCCCAAAGAAAAUGAAGAUAAAGGAGUUAGACCGCACAGUAAACAUAUCAUGGUCACCGGCAACGCAUCAUCCAAUACUGUUGGCUGCCGGGACGGCAGCACAGCAGUUAGAUGCGUCUUUCAGUACGUCUGCUGCAAUGGAAAUUUAUUCACUAAAUUUAGGGGAGCCCGGCCUGGAUAUGGAGUUACGAGCAUCAGCACCAAGCGAUUACAGAUUUCACAAAAUUACCUGGAGCUCAUGCGGUGUGGGACCAGACAGAGAAACUGGUGUCAUUGUUGGUGGUUGUGAUGGAGGGCGUCUACAGCUCUACAGUGCUUCCAAAUUAUUAUCCGGAGAAGAUGGACUCAUUGUUUCUCAGGAAAAGCAUACUGGACCUGUGAGGGCAUUAGAUUUCAACCCGUACCAGGGAAAUCUUUUGGCCACAGGAGCAGCAGAAUCUGAGAUAUAUGUGUGGGAUCUCAAUAACAUGGGAACACCUAUGAGUCCUGGAGCAAAGGCACAACCAGCAGAUGAUGUUGUGUGGAUUUCAUGGAACAGACAAGUGCAGCACAUAUUGGCAUCUACGUUCACUCAGCGGUGUGUCGUCUGGGAUUUGCGCAAAAAUGAACCCAUUAUUAAACUUAGUGACACAACUUCUCGUGUCAGGUGGAAAGUUGUAGCCUGGCAUCCUGAUGUUGCUACACAAAUGUGUCUGGCUUCUGAAGAUGACCAGACUCCAGUCAUACAGCUGUGGGAUCUUCGAUUUGCUACUUCACCUUUAAAGGUCAUGCAGAAUCAUCAGAGAGGAGUGUUGUCAAUUGCGUGGUGUGCUCAGGACCCUGAUCUGCUUGUUAGCUGUGGCAAAGACAAUCGCAUAUUAUGCUGGAAUCCAAACAGCACCCUUCCAAGUGGUGAGGUAGUGUGUGACAUAGCAACAACAAACCAGUGGCACUUUGAUGUUUCAUGGUGCCCGAGGAAUCCAGCACUAAUUGCAAGCUCUAGUUUUGAUGGACAUGUAAGUGUGUACUCACUCACUGGAGGUACACAGCAAGCGCAAACCAGCACCAAGAUAGCAGACUCAUUUCCAGGGAUGGACACAUAUGUUCAGGCACCAGUGCCAUCUCAGCAGCAAGUCACUGUUGACUUACGAAAACCGCCAAAAUGGCUGAGAAGACCUGUGGGUGCUUCUUUUGGGUUUGGAGGUAAAUUGGUCACAUUUGCAAAUGAAGCUCUUCCAGCCCAGCAGCAACAGCAGCAGCCAGUGCAACAGUCACGUGUUGUGCACUUGUGCCGGGUGGUGACAGAGCCAGAGAUUGUAGCUCGUUCCAACCAGUUGGAGGCUGCUCUGCAGUAUGGGCAAUUUGUGGACUACUGUAGGACCAAAGUGGCCAGCAGCAGCACGGCACAUGAGAGGGCUGUGUGGAGCUUCCUUCGGGCUAGUUUUGAGAGCAACCCAAGGGCCGAGUUUCUCGACUUACUCGGUUUCAGGCCGGAUGAACUUAAUGUUAAGCUUAGCAAAUUUGGAAAACCUGCUAAUGCAAGAUCCAGCCCAAUGCUUGAUGGCUUGAAUGACAGGAUGGCAGCUCUUGGACGAGAAAAUGGUACUCUACCUGAUGCUGAGGGAUUGGAGGAAACUCGAGCAAAUGGUUUGCCUCCAGAUGGUGAUGCUGCUGCUGCAGCCUUUGAUGCUAUCGCUGCAGCUGCCUCAAAUACUGCCAGCAGGCCUACACCACCGGCUUCACCAUUCAAGAUAUCAGUUGGUGAUGACAUAAAUGGAUUGAUUUCUCAAGCACUGUUGAUUGGCAAUAUAGAAGCUGCUGUUGACUUGUGUCUUGAAGAUGGACGAAUGGCUGAUGCUAUUAUUCUUGCCAUGACAGGAGGAAGUGAUUUGCUGGCACGGACACAGUACAAAUACUUCCAGCAGUCAAAAGGCCCACUAUCAUCACUCAUUUCAGCUGUUGUUACUGAAGAUUGGACACAAGUAAUGCAGUCAUGUCAAAUUGAAAGCUGGAGAGAGGCUCUUGCUGCAGCUUUGACAUACUCGAAGAAUGAAGAACUGCAAGUCCUUUGUGAACUGCUUGGUAGCCGAAUUGAAGCUGAGGGAAAAGGUUCGCAGCAGCUGAAUGCACAGCUAUGUUAUAUUUGUGCUGGGAACCUGAAUAAGUUGAUAGAUAACUGGAAUUCUACAGAGAAGCCAACCUCUCUCAAUAAGUUACAGGACUUCGUGGAACUUGUAAUGAUCUUACAAAAAGCUGCAGAAAUUCAAGGACACCCUGUGACAAUAAGUGGGUCACUAGCAGAAUUUCUCUCGCGCUAUGCAGCAAUUUUAGCUUCACAGGGGAAUAUGGUGGAUGCUCUUACAUAUCUUGGCAAUGCACAGGAUGAGCAAGUUGCAGCUCUUAGGGACAGGAUUGAGAAGGCCUUAGGAUACAAGCCUGUGUAUGCGCAGCCAUCUGCACAGCCAACCACCAGGACAACAAGAGGUUCAGUGUCGAGGUCUUCAGCCGGGUUUUACCCUGGUCAGUUACAACAACAACAACAACAGCAUCAGCAACAACUUGGCAGCGCACCUUCAUAUCUGGGAACCCCUGUUCAGCAGAUGCCCCAGCAGUCCUAUAACAGCCCUCAGGCCCAGGCAUAUACACCCACUGCUCCUGUACCUCCUGUUCGAUCUUUCACUCCAACUGUGCAACAGCAGCAGCAGCAGCAACUUGUUCCACCAAUACAAUCCUCUUAUCUGCCUGGACAACACCAGUCACCUUCUGCAACUUCACCAUACAACACUGCAGGGCCAGUGAUGACACAGCAGCAUUAUGGGCCUCCAAAAACAUUCUCACCAGCUCCACCCGUUGCUCCUGUUCCACCUGUGCCUGUUCAGCAGUCACCACCAGUGGCAGCUGUUCAAGGUUCAGUUAGAUCAUACCCUUCAGCUGAUCCCAGUUUUUGCCAGAAGCUUUCGGAAUCGCCUCAUAUGGCUGAUAGGGUCAACAGCUGUGCAAGGUGGAGUAGCAAUACUGGUGCUGGAACAGGACCAAGAAAUAAGCCUUAUGUCAUUGAUCCAUCUGUACAGUCUGGCAACCAUGUGUCAUCAUAUGGGAUGCCAGCACCAUAUGGAGGUGGACAACAGGUUUAUCCAGGGUCACCUGCUGCUCCUCUCACCACACAGCCGGUUGCCUCCUAUCCUCAGGCAGAUGUCUACAAUCCUCAAGAGCCACCAGCUUCAAAGACAGUAUUUAAUCCAGUUCAGCCAAUCCCUGUCCCUCCAGGCGGUGCUCCACCAGGGUGGAAUGACCCACCUGUACUGAAAAACUUUGCAAAAAACCAGCAAGCUUACUUUGAGGCUGUUCCGCCAAAGCCAGAAUAUGCUCCUCAGAACCCAAUAACUCACCCACUUUAUGGGAGUGCGCAACCAGACCCUCCAGCAGCAAACUUCCAAAAUGCAGCGGUGAAUGGUGUAUAUGGAAAUAUGGGUCAGCAACAGCCGUAUGUACCAUAUAAUGCACCACCUCAUGCGCAGCAGCAGCAGCAACAACAACAACUACCAGCUGCAGGCCCUGUGGUCACUGCAAAAGCCGUGGAGCCUCCAAAACCAAAGGGACCAAUACCGGAAGAGCACAUGUAUCUGCAGACAGUUUUUGAUGAACUGAGGAAUAGAUGCUACAAUACCGCCACGAAUCCACAAACCAAAAGGAAACUAGAGGAAGUUGCACGGAAACUGGAAGUCCUGUAUGAUUGUUUAAGGGAACAUAAGCUCUCUCCCACAACUUUAACGGACUUACACCAGAUGGUACAAAUGACACAGAUUGGUGAUUACACUGGUGGCCUGGGACUCCAUACAAAACUGGUUUCAGGACCAGACUUCUCACAGAUUGCUGGUUUCAUGCCUGGAUUGAAAGUUUUGCUUCAGUCAGCAUUGCAACUGAAUGUGUACUUGCAGUAACAACUGAAUGUGUACUUGCAGUAAUCUUAAAAUCAAACAACAGAAUUAAAUGAACUGUAGUAAAGCUACAAAGCCAUUAUUUUUCUCCACAUGUGUCUAUCUGCAUGUGUAUGCAAAAGUAGGGGAAUGAAAUGGUACAUGUGUGAAACUGAAGGGAGUUAAUGCCACAUGAAGUGGGGCUAAGGGCAGCAGACUUUUAGGCCAUUUUCAAUUGUAAUAGGUGUUAAGGAAAAGAAAAGAUUUUUUUGUGACUACCAUCAGUUUGUAAAUAUGUGUUACAUUUUAAUGGUGCUGCAAAAUAUUUUGUAUAUUGAUGAAAAUGAAAUCAUGUUUACUUCACUUCACCAAUUCAUUUAGAUUUAUAUUUAUUUCCAUUAGUCUGUGAAUUUUUUUGAAUCUGUAAGACAAAUCAAAGUUACACCAAAUGCAUUCUUGUCACAAAAUUAAGCUGGGUUUAAUUUUGACACUUGUAUUCUUUAGAAUUUUAUUUUAACUUUGUGUAAAAGCUAGUAAAUUGUUUUUUCCACGAAACACAGAGAUGUAAUAUUGCCUCUUUCAUUGUUAGAGGUUUGUGGGUGAGAGACACCAUUAAACACUGUACAUGCUUUCUUGGUAUAUGGAAAUGGUGGAAGACUGUUUCUUCAUACCAGUAGAUCUGUAUACAAUGUGUAUCAUACAUUUUUAUGGCAGAAUUGUGUUUUGAGAAUUGUGCUUGUCAGUAUUCUGACGAUUUCCAUUGAAGCCGUUGGUAAAAAUAAAAGCAUCAGAUCAGCUUUUUGUAAUUGUUUGUAAAGUAGCCAAAAAUUAAUAAUUUGUAUUAUUGUUAUAUGGUUGUCUGUCUAAUUGUGAAAAUCCUCAAAAGUGUGUUACUGUGGGCAUAAACACAACAGGAAUAUGUGAUUUGUUUGAGUAACAAUGAAAAUUUGAUACUGAUGAAUAAAUUCUGAUAAAAUACUAUGAGGCUCACAAUGUUUCAAUAAAAUUAAGUUACAAUA
Messenger RNA from Schistocerca gregaria, 5011 nucleotides. RefSeq names its product protein transport protein Sec31A (gene Sec31). The transcript is spliced from 27 exons. Gene Ontology annotation, molecular function: structural molecule activity; protein binding. Gene Ontology annotation, biological process: endoplasmic reticulum to Golgi vesicle-mediated transport; intracellular protein transport; COPII-coated vesicle cargo loading. The record is from RefSeq and is a predicted model, not a curated record. Lineage: Eukaryota; Metazoa; Arthropoda; Insecta; Orthoptera; Acrididae. The coding region runs from base 108 to 4016 and encodes 1302 amino acids. Gene Ontology annotation, cellular component: COPII vesicle coat; endoplasmic reticulum exit site.